AUGUGUCCUGAUACCGGACUGGAUCUCCCAGUUUCGGCCCAGCCGCUCGUUGGUAUCCUCAGCUUCCAAAACUUUCUGAUUCUUAUCGGGGGUAUUUUGACAGUCGUUUCAUGUUCUAUGUCAUUCUAUCAGGUGUUCCGGCACGCAACUAAUUACACGAAGCCAGGAGAGCAGCGGCAGAUCAUCCGUAUAUGUUUGCUAGUACCUGUCUACAGCAUAUCGGCUUUACUCUCCAUUGCAUUCCACAAGAAGCAUGCCUACCUCAACGGCGUCCAUCUUCUUUACGAGGCGUUUGCGUUGGUGGCAUUCUACGCCCUCUGCUGCGAAUACGUCGAAACCGAUCGAACAGAACACGCGGUGUCGUGGGAUCAGAAUGGACUGAAGAAGUGGUUUUUCACACGGCCAUUCGCUGCGUGUUUUCCCGCUCUCGGGGGCGCGCACUAUACACACCAGAAACCCAACCAAGGCUGGAAGCGGUUCAACCGGAUAUGGUUCUGUAUUUACCAGUACCCAUUUGUCAAACUUCUUGUGACUAUAGCAUCAUACGUUACGGAAGCCAAUGGCAUGCUAUGCUCUGAGGAUGGGGGGCCCAAGUAUGCUGACUUCUGGCUUAACAAAGUUGUGACAAUUGCAACGCUGGCGGUAGCGAUGAAUUGUCUUUUUCAGUUUUACUAUCAAUCCCAGGAACUACUAUCGCCACAUAAACCAGUUUUAAAGUUCCUAGCCAUCAAGAUUGUCGUCUUUCUUGUAUUGGUACAGGGUUUUAUCCUCGACGCCGUCAUAGGCAGAGAAGACCAGCCUCUCGGCCCCACAGACAGAAUAUCCUACACUUCCCUUGAAAUAGGAAUUCCUAAUCUGAUUCUCUGCUUGGAAAUGUUUGGAGUUGGUGUCCUGCACUUAUUCGCGUACCCAUGGUCUCCCUAUGUCGCCACUGCCACCGCAGUUCCCACCCCCACUGCUACUAGCGUUGCAACAAGCGGAAAACCAGGGGCUGAGGGCAUCAGGAUCUUGGUUGGUGUACUGAGGCGCGACGCGCGCUGUCAAGGUGGGUUACUCGGGUGGCGCGCAUAUGUGGAUGCUCUCAACUUUUCAGAUUUCGCAUUGGCGUUUUAUCGGGGCGCCUUUUUGCUUUUCAAACGCCAGCCAGAAACAACUCAAGAUACAUCACACUGA
This is a messenger RNA of Colletotrichum truncatum, 1173 nucleotides long. Its product is annotated as DUF300 domain-containing protein. The record is from RefSeq and is a predicted model, not a curated record. Gene Ontology annotation, biological process: transport. Gene Ontology annotation, molecular function: transporter activity. Gene Ontology annotation, cellular component: membrane. NCBI's taxonomy places the organism in Eukaryota, Fungi, Ascomycota, Sordariomycetes, Glomerellales, Glomerellaceae.